Molecule: messenger RNA, 2216 nt
Organism: Phycodurus eques (leafy seadragon)
Lineage: Eukaryota; Metazoa; Chordata; Actinopteri; Syngnathiformes; Syngnathidae
Gene: rab7a
Product: RAB7a, member RAS oncogene family
Exons: 6
Coding region: 409-1032 (207 amino acids)
Biological process (GO): endosome to lysosome transport; phagosome-lysosome fusion
Cellular component (GO): lysosome; late endosome; phagocytic vesicle
Molecular function (GO): GTPase activity; GTP binding
Source: RefSeq, a predicted model, not a curated record
GUACCCAACAACACUUGUUUUGGAGGAAGUGGCCGACAGAAAGAAAAGUGGACGACAGCGAGUAGCGAGAGUGGCUAACGGCUUGGUUUAGCUUAGCUCAUUAGCUCGACAUACAGGAAAAGCCAACGUCAACGACAACAAGACACCAGUGUAGCAAAUCGACAAGUGAGAUUACGCUGCCACUGACAGCGCUCACUUCGACUCGCAGAGUUAGUGAGGACGGAUAGUUAUCAUAUAUUAGGACAUUGUCGAGGCUUCAAAGGAGCACUCUUGCUUCGACAGACAUUUAAAAGGAACUGCUAGCCCCCGUUUUGCUAAUCUGCGCGUUAGCUAACGUUAGGAACGGAGGCUGAGGAAAAGUCCGCUUUUGGUAUUUUUACCACAGGAUCGUCUCACAGCUGAGGCACAAUGACUUCAAGGAAGAAAGUCCUCCUCAAAGUCAUCAUCCUCGGAGACUCCGGAGUGGGGAAGACCUCGUUGAUGAACCAGUAUGUGAAUAAGAAGUUCAGUAACCAGUACAAAGCCACGAUAGGUGCGGACUUCUUGACGAAAGAAGUCAUGGUGGAUGACAGACUUGUCACAAUGCAGAUUUGGGACACAGCAGGUCAGGAGAGGUUCCAGUCUUUAGGGGUGGCGUUCUACCGCGGGGCAGACUGCUGCGUUUUGGUGUUUGACGUGACGGCCCCCAACACCUUCAAGACUCUCGACAGCUGGAGGGACGAGUUCCUGAUCCAGGCCAGCCCCCGAGACCCGGAGAACUUCCCCUUUGUGGUUCUCGGCAACAAGAUUGAUUUAGAGAACAGACAGGUCACAACCAAGCGGGCACAGGCCUGGUGUCAGAGCAAAAACAACAUCCCUUAUUUUGAAACUAGCGCCAAAGAGGCCAUCAACGUGGAGCAGGCCUUCCAGACCAUUGCACGCAACGCUCUCAAACAGGAGACCGAGGUGGAGUUGUACAACGAGUUCCCGGAGCCGAUUAAGCUGGACAGGAACGAGCGAGCCAAGCCUUCAGCGGAGACGUGCAGCUGCUGAGGACCCUGGAGAUUUGCGUCAUAGCCCUCAUCACCCCGUCAUGCCUUGUCUAAAUAUCCUUCCUUCCCAUGACCCACCAUGAUGACCCCUCAUGCCCACCAUACAAGCAGCGUCUUGCUCACCAAUUUGACAUGACCAACAUGCUGCACCCUCCCCCUUAUAUAUGGGAAACACACAUUUUCUAUCAAGUAUCGGUCUCCUAGCCCAAAGAACACCUUAAACACUGUAUGCUUAUUAUUCCUGUCCAGUAUUUUCCCACGUUUAAAUGGCAACAGAUGUUUUCAGUUCUAUGAAUAUUGCUGCUUUCACAAUCACUUGUUUUAUGUUGAGCUCAAACAUCCUAUUCGUCUUUGUGUUUCAGUGAGUAAAACUGGAUUUUUUUUUUUUUUUCUCUGUAGCUUUGGUGGUUAUUGUCUUACAUUCACAGGGUGCCACUACUGAAAAUGCAUGAAUAGAGGAAACACUGCUCCCCUCCUUUGUUAUUUGUGUUGUGGCUUUGGGGUCACGCUCCACCUCACACAAACUUCAAACAGAAUAAAUGUUAGGGAUCGAGAUUCAAAUUUGGAUGAUCAGACUGUGACAAUUCCAUUCCAAUUGACCAUUGAUGUUCUCGUAAUUGGUACACAAUGAUGAAAAUUAAGAGAAUUUACAAGUCCCAUCACUCAAGUGUGCAGGUUGUUGUAUUCAUUCAAAAUAACCCUAUUGUGGAGCAACAUGAAACUGGCCUAUGGCUGUGGUUAGCGCUGUUCUUCUUGACUUGUACAGUAAUUACUUGGUGCAACAUGAAACAAAUCAAGAUACUAAGGUCACUCCUACUUUGGUCCUGGAGAAGUAGUACAACUAUCAUUCAUAACGCAGUACUCUUACCCAAUACAUUUAUUUUAAUUGACAACAAAUUAAAGGACUUCUGUACAAUUCCAAUCAUUUUGUGGAGAAGACAAACAUGUAAAUCUCUAUCUUACUGCCAGUUGCUUGAAGUGCUUGACAUAGCCAAUCGUCUGAAUCAUGUUAAAAUGGAAAUGAACUACAUUAGAAUUCUGAUUGCUGUCAGACUAACUUUGAAAGCAAAAGUGAGAUGGUGGAAGUAGUGGCAUUCAUCAUUAUAUAUAAAUAUGAUAAAUGCAUAGUAAAGUUUCAAAAUGUCUUUGCCUUUCAAAUAAGGGUAAUAAAAACCUUAAAAUUCA